Molecule: messenger RNA, 1006 nt
Organism: Sinocyclocheilus anshuiensis
Lineage: Eukaryota; Metazoa; Chordata; Actinopteri; Cypriniformes; Cyprinidae
Product: lactoylglutathione lyase-like
Exons: 6
Coding region: 104-646 (180 amino acids)
Molecular function (GO): metal ion binding; lactoylglutathione lyase activity
Source: RefSeq, a predicted model, not a curated record
GUCAGGCCGCUGACGCCAUGCGCAAUGACCACGCCCCUUGCGUGCUAACUUUCCGCCGAAGUGUCAGCCGCCAAGUGACCAUCAAGCCGAAACGCACCAAAAAAUGACCGACCAAGGGCUGACGAAUGAAGCAGCUGCCGCUGCGUGUAAAGAGGGGAACCCCAUCACUAAAGACUUCAUGAUGCAGCAGACAAUGCUGCGGGUUAAGGAUCCGGUUAAAUCCCUGGAUUUCUACACACGCAUACUAGGAAUGACGCUGUUACAGAAGUUUGACUUCCCCUCCAUGCGAUUCUCCCUGUAUUUUAUGGGUUAUGAGGAUAAGAAAGAGAUCCCUGCAGAUGUGAAGGAGAGGACAGCCUGGACGUUCUCCCGUCGAGCCACUAUAGAGCUCACACAUAACUGGGGCUCGGAGACAGAUGACAGCCAGUCUUACCACAACGGCAACUCAGACCCAAGAGGCUUUGGCCAUAUUGGAAUUGCUGUACCGGAUGUCUAUGCUGCCUGCAAGCUGUUUGAAGAGAAUGGAGUGACCUUUGUAAAAAAGCCUGAUGAUGGUAAAAUGAAGGGCCUGGCCUUUAUUCAGGAUCCUGAUGGUUACUGGAUUGAGAUUCUCAGCCCCAACAACAUGGUGCCCAUCACUUCUUAAAGACUGUUGUAAUGCUGUGACCUGAUCAGAAGACACUAGUUAUGAUAAUCAAGGACAGAUGGGUGAUCGGAACGGGGGAUUGCUCUGUGGACAGCAUGGAAAGCAGUGCACAAUCAAGACUGACCAUCUUUGACAUGACAGCGGCAGUGUGUUAGACAUCUGAUCAGCUGAAUAUAACAAUAUAAUUUGACAUUUACGUUAUGAGAUAAUGCAGUCCUUCAUAGAGUCUAACCUUAAAAGUUUACAUUACUAAAAUACAAUAUUUUUUUAAUUGAUACAGGCCUCCAUAGAGUCUAACCUUAAAACCCUGCCUUUAUUUGUUGAAAUAAAGCAAAGCAAGUAUUUUUGUGUUUUGUUGAU